GAAAAAAGUGAGGUUAUGUAGAUUGUUUUGUUGCUGUUUUUCACUUUUACAAAAUAUUCCACAAUCCAGAUACUUACUUGAAUUUUAAUAAUCAAAUAUCCAGAACAUUCCAACAGAUCAUUCGAGUUUAUAAUUUCUGCAUAUGGAAUCCAAAAAAGAAUGUCAGACCAGAAUAAUGGAUUUCCUGAUUUCUUUUAUGUAACAGGCCCACUACCAUACAAAGUUACCCCAUUAGCUUUUGGGGAUAAAACUUGCUGGAAACUCACAUUGGAAACUUCAGAUAAACCUCAAGAACAAGAAAACCCUCAAUUAGAACCUUAUUUGGACAACGACGACGAUUUAAUAGAUUGCAUGGACAUGGAGGAAACCCAUAACAUUACUUAUACAAAAUCUGGCAAGUUUCAAACUUCAAUGUAUGUCCCUUCUAGCCUUUUUUCCUUUAUUAUUGGAGCCAAAGGCAGCAAAUUGAAGGCACUUCAAAACAGCACAAACACUUCAAUCAAAGUACCACGUAUAAAUGAAAAGGGAGACAUUAUAAUUGAAGGAAAUACUGAGAGACAAGUAGCUUCAGCUAAAACCCAAAUCGAUAUAAUAAUAGCACAGGGAAAAGAAAGAAUGCCUCCAACACAUUUUGUCUCUAUACCAAUCAAAUCAGAUAUGAUUAGUUCAAACUUAUUAAAAUUCAAAAAAAGUGUUUUAGAACAACCUGCAAGAGGAAUCACAGAGUCAAUAUUUCAAAAAGACGUUAAAAUGCAUUUGACUGUUGUUAUGCUCAAAUUAUUGGAUGAAGGCGAAGUUACUAGAGCCAUAAACAUUCUACAAUCUUGUUAUGCCAACCACAUUUCUAAAAUAUUUGAAAAACCUCAGAAAGCCAUUAUCCAAGGUUUGGAAAUAAUGAACGAUGACCCUUCAAAUGUUAAUGUUUUAUAUGCAGAAGUAAAAAUUCAAAAUCCAGAGAAGUUACAAACAAUGUGCGAUACUAUUGCAAAUUAUUUCAACAAAGCUGGCUUAGCUAAAAAGGAGUAUGACAGGGUCAAAUUGCACAUGACUGUAAUGAAUAAAAGUUUUAGGCACGAGAGUGAGCAAAAAAUGUCUUUUGAUGCAAGCAAAAUAUUGGAAAGUCACAAGGACUUUUAUUUUGGAGAGUUUGAAUUGAAUCAGUUGGAUUUGUGCAUUAGAGGAACUACCACUAGUAAUACUGGGGAGAUGAAAUAUUAUGAUACAGCUUUAACAAUUCAGUUAUAAUUUAUUUUAAACAAAAUAAAGUGCUAUAAUACUGUGUAAUAUAAUAUACAAAAUGUUUUACAUCUUAGUUAUUAUUGUUAACUAAUUGUUUGGCAGCUUUUAGCGUGUUGAACAUGAGCAUUGCCACUGUCAUGGGUCCCACACCUCCUGGCACUGGAGUUAUAUAACCA
Messenger RNA from Ceutorhynchus assimilis (cabbage seed weevil), 1415 nucleotides. NCBI's taxonomy places the organism in Eukaryota, Metazoa, Arthropoda, Insecta, Coleoptera, Curculionidae. The record is from the annotation of a GenBank genome assembly.